AUGGAUCUUAAUAACACUAUUCGUGUUGACCAGUCCUACACUGCUCAAAAUGAGAUGGUUAAUAUUUUUAAAAAUGACAUGUGGUUAGAGAUAAGGCCAACUUACAAUGUCUUUGAAAAGCGUGUUGACAACUACACCUGGUUCUUUCUUGCACAUCCCACUACGUUUGCUGUCAUUGACAAUUCAGUGUAUCUGCCGUUUACUAGGGCUUUAACAUGACCUUUCUAUAUGGGCCACACUAUACAUGGCAACCUCCAAAACCUGGCUGUGGAAGGAGAAAUUGUCAGGUCUAGUCGAGACAGCCUUCUCAGUAAGUCUGAGAAGUGUGCAGAUUGAAGUGCGAUUUGGAAAUUAUCUGAAGACAUUCGGCUGGUGGUCAGCCUCAAAUAAGCUGGAGUUCUUGCAGAAAAUGCAGGCUUCUAAGGAAGAGUUGUAUUUAAUACAAAACCAUUUGCACAUCUUAUUCAAGAGACAAUGUGUAAUAACCCUCAGCAAGUAGUGGAAGGCUGCUGUUUGGGUAUGGCUAUUACUUUUAAUGGGCCAACUCCCAGAAAGGCGAUAGUAAUGAUGUAUGGUGUACACUGGCUCAGGGCAUUCAUUAUUUCAACAGUAUACUGUUUUUUGUUGUUGUUGUUGUUGUUGUUGUUUUUGCUUCCAGAUGGUUCAGAAUAUGACUGAGGGCU
Canis lupus familiaris (dog) is the source of this 683-nucleotide messenger RNA. It is a transcript of the gene C1GALT1C1L, whose product is annotated as C1GALT1 specific chaperone 1 like. Lineage: Eukaryota; Metazoa; Chordata; Mammalia; Carnivora; Canidae. The record is from RefSeq and is a predicted model, not a curated record.